AUGACUCUUUGGCUGGCAAGUCCGGACAGCGUACCCAUGCCUAAUUGCCGAACACCUUUCCUUUAUCCUCUGCACAAUCCCACGACAUUGACGACUAACUCACAAUCGACACGCAUCGAAUCUCCCCACUCCGAGCACGCCGUUUCUCGACUGCCCAGCGCCGCUGCAAGACCCCCCCCCCCCCGCCUUGCUCGGUGUGGCACAUCGCAUCUCGAGAGUUACGAAAUUGCCACAGCCAUGGCCGGCUUCGCCCAGUGCUCCUGGCCGAUAUGGCGGGUAGACGACUUUAGUCUUUGUUUUCAAGUCGAGUACGUGGCUUCUCCGACCCCUUUCUCUAGAGAUAUACCCUUUGCCUCUCUCACUCGAGCCCCUGUGGCCUCCGCUAACUUGUACCUCAGCUACCUCCGAGUCAUAAUUCCUCUCCUCUUGGUUACCCUAUCUGCUUCGCGCGUCAUCAUUUUCAACGUCGCUCGAAUUCUUGAGAACCGUCGAACGCAGGGCUACGAUGCCAUUGACGAUGCUGACCAUGUCACUGACCACACCGCUCUACCGCCCGACCCUGACUCCGGGUCCGAACGAGAUGUCGAGAUCCAUGGCGGUCGCCUGUCCAAGACCAUUUCGCGCGGCUCCGUUGUCCACGCCGACCAGCCGCACGGCCAACUGCUAGCCAACCUAGUCGAAAUCCUCGCCAUUGUCGCCGUCGUCGUUGUCAAUAUCCUCGCCCUCGCCACCGGCACCGGUUCUUACGGCCGCCGCGCCCGCCUCGCCGCCGCCGUGAGCUUGGUCGUAUGGCUCUACACGCUCGCCCUCGUAUCUCUCCGCCUGUUCCUCGGAGCCUCGAAAUGGAGAGUCCCUCACCUCUGGAACCACACAGCCACCAUCUACGGCAUCACAUGGACCUGCUCUCUUGUCAUUGUCCGCUCUGCCCUCAUCAAGCCGAGCUCACAACUAGCCGAGGCCAUUGCCAUUGCCGAGUUUGCUGCAAUUACGGUUCUGUGGGGAAUGACCAUUACCACACGCAAGGGCAACAAAACUGUACUGAUGGAGUGGGAAAAUGGUUUGGAACCUUCCCGUGAGCCCCUCGCCAGUCUCUUCUCCAUUGUCACCUUUUCGUGGGUCGACGACAUCGUCUGGGCCGGCUGGAAGACUCCUCUCGAAAUGGAUACCGUCUGGAACCUCUUGCCCAAGGACAAGGCUGCCAAUGUCAUUGCCAGCUACCGCUCUUUCAAGCAAACCGGGUCUCUAGUCGUACAUCUACUCAAGUACUUCCAGGGGCCUCUCAUCGGCCAGUGCCUGCUCGCCGCCCUUGCCGGUGUCUUUACUUUUGCGCCCACCAUGUUGCUCAAGAACAUUCUUGAAUACGUCGAGGAUCCCGAUGCCGCCCCGCGCAACGUCAUUUGGCUCUUUGUUAUUCUCCUUCCCGUCCUCGACACCAUCCGCUCCAUCAGCGACAAUAUCAGUCUCUGGACAGGGCGCAAGAUCUGCAUUCGAAUGCGCGCCAUCAUCAUUGGCGAUGUGUAUGCCAAGGCCCUCCGCCGCAAGGCCGCUGCCGGUCCGGACAAGACGCUGGGCGUCUCCCAGCAAGAAACUGAACCCGCCAACAAGGGUGCCCUUUCGACCAUCAAGCGCGUGUUAGGAUUCAAGGGCAAGAAGAAGGUCGAUUCCAACCCCCAAGACAAGAUCGCCGCCACCGCCGACGACCAAGCAAACUUGGGUACCAUCAUUAACCUCAUGUCUGUCGAUAGCUACAAGAUUUCAGAAACCACUGCCUACCUGCACUUCCUCGUCGGUGCAGCACCCGUUCAGCUCGCCGUAUCCGUGUUCCUACUCUGGCAGGUUAUGGGUCUCAGCGCCAUCCCCGGCAUUGUCGUCAUGAUUUUUCUUGUGCCUGUCAAUUAUCUCCUCGCCAAUGGCUUCAGCGUCACCUCCAAAAAUAUCAUGGCUGCUACUGACAAACGAAUCAACAUCACCAACGAAGUUCUACAAAACAUUCGCAUCAUCAAGUACUUUGCUUGGGAGAAGCGCUUUGGCGUCAUCAUCGAUGAGAAGCGCGAGAACGAACUCAAGGCCAUGCGUUCUCGCUACGUCCUCUGGUCUGUAGCUGUCGCUAUCUGGAACUCGGUUCCGGUUCUCAUCACAUUCUUCUCCUUUGUCGUCUUCACGCUCGUUGAAAAGAAACCGCUCUAUCCCUCCAUCGCCUUCACAGCCAUCUCGCUUUUUAUGCUUCUGCGUAUUCCACUAGACAUGCUAGGUGAUAUGCUUGCCCACGUACAAGAAGCCAAAGUCUCGGUUGAGCGUGUGGAGGAAUUCUUGCAAGAGGGUGAGACUGAAAAGUACGAACAGCUCGGUGCCGACAACACCGACGAAGACGGUGUCAAACGCAUUGGCUUCCGCAACACAACUCUCUCCUGGAGCAGUAAAGAUGGCAACAUGGAGGAUGGCCCUGGCGCUUUCCGCCUGUGGGAUCUCAACAUUGACUUCCCCAUCGGCAAGCUCAAUAUCAUUGCCGGCCCGACUGGCUCUGGCAAGACCUCCCUUUUGAUGGGUCUUCUUGGCGAGAUGUCGCUAUAUUCUGGCAAGGUGUUUUGCCCCGGCGGUCGCAAUCGCGACGACGUUAGACCCGACCCCGAAACUGGCCUCGCCGACACCAUUGCCUAUGUUGCCCAGACUUCUUGGCUUCUGAACGGUAGCAUUAAGACCAAUAUUCUUUUUGGCACCCCUUACAACGAGAAGCGAUACAACGAUGUCAUUGCUGCCUGCGCCCUUGAACGCGACCUCGAUAUUCUUGACCAUGGCGACGAGACCCUCGUAGGUGAAAAAGGCAUUACACUCUCUGGUGGUCAAAAACAGCGCAUAUCCCUCGCCCGUGCGGUCUAUUCUGACUCUGCUCACAUUCUCAUGGAUGAUUGUCUUUCCGCCGUCGACUCCCAUACAGCUCACUGGAUUUUCCACCACUGUAUCAAAGGCCUGCUCAUGGAGAAUCGAACUUGCAUCCUCAUCACCCAUAACGUUCAGCUCUGCGCUCCCCUGUCUGACUUUAUCGUCGUUCUUGAAAACGGCCGCGUCAAAGCCCAAGGCGCAUCUGCCGACCUGAUUGCCGCUGGCGAGCUAGGCGAGGACCUGCAAAAGUCCCGCCCCGGUUCUGCCCUGCCGUCCCGAGCGCCCUCUCGCGCCUCAAGCAUUGGCGACACCACCGUCGUAGGUGGCUCACCCGAUGGGCUGUACAAGCCCAAGACUAAGAAGAAGGUGGCCCCUCAAGUAGAUCCCAUGGAUGAAGGAAAGGCAACGGGUGCUAUCAAGUGGCCCGUGGUGAAGAUGUAUCUCUUUUCCAUGGGCUCCUAUUGGUUCUGGAUUAUUGCCCUCAUCGUCUUCCAGCUGCAGCAGCUAGCGCCCGUUGCCACCAAUGUCUGGGUCCGGGCCUGGGCUAACCAGUAUGUUGAAAAAGACGUUCGUGGCGUCGCAUUCAGCCCGGCUAGCGCCACGUACAACAGCCAGUUUCACCCCAAAGCUGCGUGGGCCACAAUCGCGAAAUUGGGCAGCAUACAGGUCAACCAGUCGCCUGCCUACGCCGGCGCCUACACGCUCACCAGCCAGUUGCCAAUGGGUACCGCUAAGCCUGCAUAUGACGUGGACGCCGUCUACUAUGUUUUUGGCCUUGCCUUUAUCGGUGCUCUUGGUGCUUUUACCGCCUUUGUCCGCGACAUUUGGAUCUUCUUUGGUUCCCUGACUGCAUCUCGUCGUCUACACGCUGCUCUGCUCAACUCUGUUAUGAGAGCGCGUUUCAAGUUUUUUGACGUCACCCCUCUUGGUCAGAUUAUUAACCGGUUCAGCAAGGAUCUAGAAGCUGUUGACCAGGACAUCGCUCCCACUGCGAUUGGCGUGCUCGCCUGCGCCCUGUCUCUGAUCGUGACGGUCAUACUUAUUGCCGUCAUCACGCCUGCCUUCUUGAUUGCUGCCGUCUUCAUCGGAAUUCUCUUCUAUGGUGUCUCCGUCCUUUACCUCCGCGCGUCUCGCGACCUGAAGCGCCUCGAAUCUGUGCAGCGCAGUCCCCUCUUCCAGCAGUUCGGCGAGACGCUUAGUGGCAUGACGACCAUUCGUGCCUAUGGUGUUGAGCGCCGCUUCAUCCUCGAAAACCUAGACAAGGUCAACACGUCGAAUCGCCCCUUCAUCUAUCUUUGGGCCCUUAACAGAUGGCUGGCCUUUCGUGCGGACUUCAUCGGCAACAGUGUCUCCUUCUUUGCCGGUGUUUUCAUCAUUCUCAGCAUCGGCAAGAUUGACGCCGGUGCGGCGGGUAUCUCACUCAGCUAUGCCAUGAGCUUUACCGAUAAUGUCUUGUGGUUGGUUCGACAGUAUGGCACAAACGAACAAAAUAUGAACUCGAUGGAGCGAAUUAAGGAAUACCUUGAUGUUGAGCAGGAGGCGGACGCCGUUGUGGAGGAUAACCGCCCCGCUGAGUCGUGGCCGGAGAAAGGAAGUGUCGAGUUUGUCAACUACAGCACACGUUACAGAGCCGACUUAGAGCCUGUCCUGCGCAGCAUUUCCGUCAAAAUCAACGCCAAAGAAAAGGUGGGCAUUGUCGGCCGCACCGGUGCAGGCAAGAGCUCCCUCACACUGGCCUUGUUCCGUGCCCUCGAGGCAGACAAGGGCGAGAUCCUCGUCGACGGAGUCAACAUUGGCGCCAUCGGUCUCCGCGAUCUGCGCGAGAAGAUUACCAUUGUGCCUCAAGACCCAACCCUCUUUACCGGGACGCUGCGGUCCAACCUCGACCCUUUUGACCAGUACACCGACGAGCAAGUAUUCGAGGCUCUGCGCCGCGUGCACCUGAUUGGCGAAGAGGAUGCCAGCACGCCGGCAACACCGGUAUCCGCCCUUGCCAGCAACAAGAACAUAUUUCAAGAUCUUGCCUCGCCCGUCGCAGAGUCCGGAUCCAACCUGUCCCAGGGCCAGCGCCAGCUUCUGUGCCUGGCCCGCGCGAUGCUCAAGAAGCCAAAAGUGCUCGUCAUGGACGAGGCUACGGCGUCCAUCGACUACAACACCGACUCCAAGAUCCAGGACACAAUACGCGAGAUGCGCGGCACUGUCAUCACGAUUGCGCACCGUCUGCAGACGAUUGUCGACUAUGACAAGGUGCUGGUCUUGGAUAAGGGGGAGAUGGUCGAGUAUGCGCAUCCGUGGAAGCUGAUAAGCGACGAAGAAACACAAUUCUAUAGUAUGUGCGAGUCGAGUGGCGACUUAGAGAUCCUAAAAAAGGCGGCUAAGAAGAAGUGGGACGAGGACUGCCUUGUGAGUGUAGAGGCGUGA
Molecule: messenger RNA, 5301 nt
Organism: Cordyceps militaris CM01
Lineage: Eukaryota; Fungi; Ascomycota; Sordariomycetes; Hypocreales; Cordycipitaceae
Product: ATP-dependent bile acid permease
Exons: 3
Coding region: 1-5301 (1766 amino acids)
Biological process (GO): transmembrane transport
Cellular component (GO): fungal-type vacuole membrane; fungal-type vacuole
Molecular function (GO): ATP hydrolysis activity; ABC-type peptide transporter activity; ATP binding
Source: RefSeq, a predicted model, not a curated record